AGAGAGGCUGAGGUAAACAGGAGACACGCACGUUGUGCGAGAUCGAUCUAUAGAGUACGUGGAAAACAGUUGACAGAAACAUCACGAAACAACUACAUAGGGAGGCGCAGCGGUUGUUCCUCGAACCAACGCGUACUCAGUUUAUUGCUAGACGAUAACGUAAUCGCGAUGUUGUUUCGCUUAGGAGAGAGACUGACGUUGGGCGGUAGAUUUAUUAAGCAGUGGCAUAAAAGAAGUUUACUAUCGAAUUUUACUCUGAAGUGGAUAUCGGGUGGUCCUAAAACAGAAUUGAUAUAUGAACACCAUAAGCCAGGAGUAAUCAUGUUGCUCAAAUUUUUUGGAGCAUCCCAGUUAAUUCUUUGGCCAUACAUGAACUACGCUAUAUGUGAUCUCUUAGAGAGAAAGAAGACCGUCAGGAGAAAUCCUGAAGGCGACAACACGACGAUGAAGCGCAUAUCCCGGAAGGUCGCUGAAAGCUCGUUCUUUUAUUUUGCUCAAAUCGUUGGAAUGGGAAUUGGAUUAUUGCUUGCUGGCGCUUCAUUCCUCGUCGCCAAACAAACAGCCAAAAGGGUUUUUCUGCUAGGCAGAAGCCGUGUUCAGUUCGAAACCUACGGUAUUUUUAUACCAGAAAAGUUUGAAACUAAUCUGGAGCAAGUGAGUGCCAAACGGGGCCGCAAUCCCGAGGCUCUCUCUUAUAUACCUAUAAAGGUAUCAGAAAGGACAUUAUAUGUGCUUCUGGACCAAUAUGCAGGCCAUUUCCCUGUGCCGAAACUUUACGAUAGGACUGUUGGCGUAACAAGGCCUUUGUAAUCGAAAUUCUGCAAAGAUUUAGGAUUUUUCAAUCGUAUGGAUACUCGCAUAUCGUAGUGCUCUCGCAAAUUAAAAUCGGCGGCGGCUAAUUAUAACGAGGGGAGUCACAAUAAAUGUUUUUGGACGUCUUUAAAACCACGAGUUCUUGUUUAGGUAGGCUUUCAAAGAUGUGUUUCUACGUUCUGAUGAGUUCUCGAUAAUACUAGUGCUAAAAACUUGUCACAGACAAAAAACUUCCUAAGUGCAAUAUGCAGUAAAGCAACGUCAUAUGACUGUUUUUAAUCAUAUCGCACCAAAACCUUAAUUCAAUUUUUGGGACUUCAUCAAGUCAAAUUAUUCAACCAUACACUUUAGUAAAACUGAUUUAUUCAUUUAUUUUUAGUUAUUAUUUAACAUAUAUAUAGAUAUUUAAAAUUAAUCUGACACAUCUAUUGGUAAAAAUUCCGUUGGAACUUGGAAAUGCCAAUCGUUAUCUCCGUCACACUGAUCUGUGCCAGCUUUACAGCGAUAUUUGCUUUGCUUAACUGUUUAUACGUGUAUUGGGUUCUUUCUUGAAGUUACUUAUAGCAUUUAGCUCGUUCAGUAAUCGUGAAAGAUCUUUCGCGAAUUUUUACGAAUCCCGCAAAUCUGAAAAUAUUCUCGCAGGCUAAUGGCAAUAAGUCUGCGAACAGCUUUAUAAGGUCGACGUAGAGUAAUGUCACUCUUAUGCUCUGUCGAUCUAAGUUGUACCACCCAAAGGAUCUUAACUUGAUCCUAACCAAGCUAAAACAAUCGUUAAUUAUUACUUGAGUAUUAAUACGUUACGCCGACAUGUAUGUUAUAUUGUUUGAGUGGGUUAAAGUUUUUGAAUCUAAACACCGUUUUAUACGACUGCUGCCUUCUUAGAGAUACGAACGUAUUUUUCUCCAUUUUUAUGGGUAGUGCAAUGAUAUUCGUUUAAACACUUCUUUGGUAAGCCUACAAUCUAAAAUAAAAAGAACUUAAAUUAUUUGAAAUUGCAAUAUAACUUAGCUCGUACGCGCAAAACGUACACACUCUUUUUUCUUAAGCCAGUAAGCUAAUGUAUCGUUAACAGAUAUUUAACACUGUAAAUGUUUUCUGAGGUUAAAAGAUAUCUAUAACAAAUAUAUGGUAGAUGUAAAUAUAACAGAGUCUAUGAAAGUAGCUUGAAGAAUAGUUUUAAGUCCACAUUUAGAAAAUUCUAGAAUUAGAGAAAAAAAAAAGUAAUAGAAGCUGUGUGUUGUGCGAACGUAAAAAUGGGGUGGAAAUGGCUAGCCGUUAAGUUACAAGUCGUAAAAAUAAUUUUUUAUUAAUGCUUUCAUAUCUUUACCCAGUAGCAAUCUGCGGUAAGAAGCAUAGAUAAUGUUACUAAAUACUAAUGAUUAAACAGAAUCAAGCUACAGAAAAUGAAUGAGAAAUGGUGAAAAUUCAUUAUUAUUUUUUUUUUGAGCUUCGUUUAUCUGAAUUAUAACGUGAAUUAUGUAGAGGACGUAAUUACAAUACUUUGUUUACUACAAGCCUUGUGUAUUUGAUAGAUAACCUUGAACUUGUUAUACGGUCAAAAAUUAAGCAUAUCGCCUAUUCUCGGACACAAGUAUGUGAUUUCCUCGAUACCUUUAGAAAUACGUUUUUGUCUGUAAAGAACGAACAAAUAAAGCUUAUAUAUUGUGGGUAAAUUCAUUUAUCUGCAAAACAUAAAUUUAAUCAUGCAAUAACAAAUUUUCAGCGAAUCUCUAAAAAUUAUAUUUACAAGGUGGUGAUUAACUUUAAAAGGUGCCAUUUGUAUCCUGUGCGAGGCAUGGUAUAUAAAAAAUGAAAUUUUAAUUGCUCAAAAAUCUGCUUGAAUUGAAGAUGAUUGAACCACCUUAGGUCAUUCACCACUUUGAAAGAUCAUCAUACUGCGAUGGAUAUCGAAAUAUUCACAUUAAACUCUCACAUGGUUUAAUUAUAGUAAAUGCAUUCUCACUUGUGAUUUAAUUAAAAAAGUAGAUGAAAAGAUUGGGCACGGAAGUCUGCCGACCUUGAGCAUCAGUCUAGAAACAUAUUUUGAAGUUUGUACGUAAAAUGAUGGGUUAGAGUUAAUUAACAUUUAAAAGAUUCUUAAAGGGCCAACUAUUAUAAUAGAUCUGAUUGGAAAUACUGGAACUUAUGACAAAGUGAGUAUUUGCAUUAGCUAACAAAGAACCCCAAGAGUAACAAAACCACAUUAAACUGUGAGCUCUAUCUGAGCAGCGCAGCAUACAUCGUAUAAAGUUGUGUCACCUGCAUAUUUUUUCAAAACGAAAUUCGGUGCGUACCUUCUGUUGAUACCUGUCGCCAGAAAAGGAAGAUUUCUUUUAGAUGUUUUUUUUUUAAAAAGGAACAUUUGGAAGAAAAAUCCUUGCAAGUCUAUUGGAACCCAGUUUUUGGGUUACCUUUUUGGGCUGAUUCCAGAAAAUGGGCUUUGUAAACGUGAACACUUAAGUAUUGUGCAAAACAGACUGAUUUUACAAAAUGUAAUACAGUCUGCCUUGUACAGCCUUGUGAAUGAAUGUUUCCUAUUCAACAAUGGCUAUAUAUAAAUUAAUGGCCCAUUUCAUUAGAAGAAAAUACCCAUCAUACAGUCGCGCAGCGGAAUCGACGAAGAAGCACGUAUAUAGCUGCUAUCCAAUUCACAGUAGGUAA
Varroa destructor (honeybee mite) is the source of this 3474-nucleotide messenger RNA. Its product is annotated as transmembrane protein 223. The record is from RefSeq and is a predicted model, not a curated record. Lineage: Eukaryota; Metazoa; Arthropoda; Arachnida; Mesostigmata; Varroidae. Gene Ontology annotation, cellular component: mitochondrion.